Messenger RNA from Toxorhynchites rutilus septentrionalis, 994 nucleotides. Its product is annotated as general odorant-binding protein 99b-like. The record is from RefSeq and is a predicted model, not a curated record. Gene Ontology annotation, molecular function: odorant binding. The transcript is spliced from 2 exons. The coding region runs from base 67 to 510 and encodes 147 amino acids. NCBI's taxonomy places the organism in Eukaryota, Metazoa, Arthropoda, Insecta, Diptera, Culicidae. Gene Ontology annotation, biological process: sensory perception of smell.
CCCAAAUGAGAACCUCUCAUUCGACGUCGGAAAGUUGUUCUAACGGUGGAGAACCCAAACUUAAGGAUGGGAUUCGUUGCGAGAUGCAUCUUGGCGUUAGCUUUGGUGGCAUUGGUUUCAUCAUCACACACCAUAAAAUCACUGGUAGAUGAGUGCAAGCCGAAGGUGGAAAUCAGUGAAGAGUUAGAAAAAUCUUUCCUUGCGUUGGAGUUCCCGUCAGAGGAGAAGACCACGCACUGUUUGAUGCAAUGCAUCGGGCAGUCGUUGAAUCUGUUUGAGGAAAAUGGCAACAAAGCUAACAGGGAGAAUAUCAAAGAGGUGCUUAAGGAACUCAAAGACAACUCCUCCCCGGCAGAGGAGUUGAGCGAAGAGCAAAAGCACUGCCUCGAUGAAGCGGAAAAGAAAGUGGACGCUGAUGAGGAGAAUGAGUGCUUGAUGGCUUUCCGGAUUUACGACUGCUUCGAGAAAGAGUUCAAGGAAUUGAUGGAGAAGCAUUCGAGUGAAGAAUGAAGCUCAAAUUGACGACUGAUGUCGAUUUUUGCCCAGGAAAAAAAUAAAACCGCGAUGAAUAUUACGAUCUUCUCAGAAAUAAAAUAGUUUAAAAUGAUGAAUACAUGAUAUACCAGAAAUAAGGGAUAAUACGUCUGAGCAGAAGCAAGACGAUUUUUAUCAUUCUUUUCUCACCUCAUCAUAUGUUCGAUAUAACGUUAAAAAAAAGUUGGGAUAUUCAAUCAAAUGGACGAUUUUGUUACAGCGUCGAUUGUCAAAACAUUUGAUGCCGAUUUCAUAUCAUCAAAGAAGUUUUUCCCAUCCCUAAUCACCAUCCGUUCAAGGAAUGGGUCAAUUUCGAUCCAUUUGGUCAAUGUUUUGCAGUUCGAGAUUCUAUCCAUCCGUUGCAACAAAUAAAAAAAUAACAUAAAAUCAAAAACACCCUAUCUGAGAAAAUUGAGUUUAAGUGUUAUUUCCGAAAUAAAAUGAAAAGGUUUUAACAGUC